AAUAAAUAAAGAUUCACAUUGUUAUCAGUUUAUCAUUCGAUUUUUUUAUAAACAGAAAGAAAAAGAUAAGCACUAAAGAGCUAUGUGUUACACGACCAUCUUGAUAGAUAUUAUCUUUUCUUUAAAGCAAUUUUAAUACACAAAAAGAGAUGUAUAUUUAUUUCAUUCUAUAAGCAAACCAUUUAUCGAAUAAACUUAAAGCAUUGAAGUGGUUUUUAUCCUAAAGUGCAUGUUUAUAAUUAAGAGAAGUGACAGCUUCCAGUACUUAAUGGCCAGGUUUUUUUUUCUUUCUUUUCCUUCUCUUUGUUCAAACUAACAAUGGCACCUAACAUUGAACUCAUUCAAGAGAACUGCGGCUUAAAUGUUCCGAAUAAGUCUACAGGCAUAAUUGAUCCAAAAGACAUAGGAACUCCAGAUGCUUAUGUGUCUAGAGAUCCUUUUCUCAUUAGACUCACCGGAAAGCACCCCUUGAAUGCCGAGCCUCCAGUAAAACUGCUUCUAGAAAGUGGAUUCAUCACACCUAAUGGCCUUCACAUUGUUAGAAACCAUGGACCUGUUCCUAAAAAUAACUGGGAUACGCAUACAAUCACUAUUGGUGGUCUAGUCAACAGGCCCAUUACAAUAACAAUGAAUAACUUGCUACAAAUGGAGCCUCAUACACUACCAGUGACUAUCUGCUGUGCUGGUAACCGACGCAAAGAACAAAACAUGAUCCGACCUAGUAUUGGUUUCUCUUGGGGAUCUGCAGGUGUUGGAACUGCUUAUUGGACAGGAGUAUUUCUUAGAGAUGUUAUCAACACAUUCGCCCAAGGCUUGAAACCUGAGGCAUUGCAUAUCUGUAUGGAAGGAAACGACAAUACAGCCAAAGGCCCUUAUGGUACCUCAAUCACUGUCCAACGCGCUAUGUCUCCCGAAUAUGAUGUUCUUUUAGCAUACAAAAUGAAUGGAGAGCUUUUACCUUACGACCAUGGAUUCCCUCUCCGCUGUAUUGUUCCUGGUUGCAUUGGCGGCCGUAGCGUUAAGUGGCUGUCCAAGAUUGAAGCUACUACUUACAUAUCUAAGAACCCUUUUCAAGAUGCGGAUAACAAAGUAUUUCCACCCAAUGUCUUGAGCGCUGAUCAAGCAACAACAGAAAAAUGGUGGUCUAUUCCAGAAUAUUCAGUAUACGACUUAAACGUGAACAGUGUUAUCGCAGCUCCUUUUCAUGGAACUAAGGUGCCAUUAAAUGAUCUCAGUGCGAUAAUCACACUCAAAGGAUACGCCUAUGGCGGAAGUAAUCGAAAAAUCACACGAUGUGAGAUAACACUCGAUGACGGCAAGUCUUGGCGACUAGCAAACAUCCACACAAAACUCAAAACUGAAGCCGAUCAAUACGCAGCUCAGCAUUUUGGUGCUACUCUAACCAACUCAAACAAGUCUUAUCUGCAGACUCGUCAUUGGACUUGGGUCCAUUGGUCUCUAGACAUCCCUAUCUCAGACUUACUUGGUGUGAAAGAAAUAUGCCUUAAAUGCUGGAACGAUGCUAAUAAUUCUCAGCCAAGAGAUAUUACCUGGUCGCUUAUGGGAAUGCUCAAUAAUUGCUGGUAUCGCGUCAAGUUACAUUUGAUCCGAGAACCAACUUUAUCCCUCUUGUUUCAGCAUCCCACUACACUUCCAGGUGACGAGACGUUGCAAGGUAUUGAUCUUCCUGGCUGGAUGGAAGAAGCCAAUAUAACUCCCGACGCCAAUAAAAAAGACAGACAGAAAAAACCCGUUAAUAACAAUCUUAAAAUAUAUACUGAAGAGCAAGUAUCUAAACAUACAACAGAAGACGACUGUUGGUUGAUUUACAAAGGCCUGGUCUAUGAUUGUACACAAUUCCUUGAUAAACAUCCUGGUGGCGCUUCUAGUAUUGCCUUGGCUGCAGGUACCGAUUGUACAGAAGAAUUUGAUGCUAUUCAUUCUCAAAAAGCAAAAGAUAUGCUUGAAGAAUACUUGAUUGGUCAGAUAGAAAAGAAAGUACAAACAAAUUCCCAACAAGAAAAAGAUAUUGUCAAGACACAAAUAAUCUCACAUAAAAGCGCUUUGGAUAAGUCUUUCUUUGAUCCUCGCACUUGGAAGAAUCUAGUUUUAGAAAAGAAAGAAUUCAUGUCCCCUUCUAUAUGCAAGUUCACAUUUGGUAUUCAUGAAGACGAAUCUAAUGCGUUUUUAUCUCUACCGGUUGGUAUGCAUGUCUAUAUAAAGGUAAAGCAAGAAGUUUAUGGUCAAUCCUCUUCAAAAAAACUGGUCAUAAGAGCCUAUACUCCCAGCAAAGUGACAUCCAGGACUAUCGAAUUUGUUAUCAAGAUUUACUAUCCUUAUAAUGAUAUACCAGGUGGUCAGUUAACAACAGCUCUAGACAAAGUCCGUAUAGGUGAAACAGUUGAAUUUAAAGGCCCUGUAGGUGAGAUCGAAUAUCAUGGAGACGGAGAAGUCUCAAUCAAACAUGAUCGUCGUUGUGUUAAGCAAAUCGGUAUGAUAGCAGGCGGUACAGGAAUCACACCCAUGUGGCAAAUCAUUCAAGCACUUGAAAAUGAUCAAAACCGUCCCUUAAUCUCGCUGAUCUAUUGUGCUCGUUCGCUACACGAAAUUAUUUUCCAGAAAGAAUUGGAUGAUUUACAAAUGAAAUAUGGAUCCGAUCGAUUCCGAGUAAGAUUUAUAUUGAGUGACUCUCCAAAACAGGAAUGGAAAGGUGGUUCUGGUCGUUUCUGUAUGGCGGAACUACAGGAGUAUCUGUUUCUCAAAGAUGAAAAUGAGUUGACUGACAGAAUAGUUUUCCUCUGUGGCCCUGAACCCAUGCUAGAGAAUUGCUGUAAACCUCUGUUAAAAGAAGCAUUUGGUGAAGAAUAUUAUUCAAAUAACGUUUUUACUUUUUAAUAAAUCGCCUUAUCAUUUCUUUUGUUUGUUAUUUGAAAA
Gilbertella persicaria is the source of this 2934-nucleotide messenger RNA. RefSeq lists its product as uncharacterized. Lineage: Eukaryota; Fungi; Mucoromycota; Mucoromycetes; Mucorales; Choanephoraceae. The record is from RefSeq and is a predicted model, not a curated record. The coding region runs from base 319 to 2895 and encodes 858 amino acids. The transcript is spliced from 6 exons. Gene Ontology annotation, molecular function: molybdenum ion binding; oxidoreductase activity; molybdopterin cofactor binding.